AUGUCCCAGCCGAACAACGGUCCAACUUACGACAAAGAACUCGUGUCUCUUCAUGGCACAGUCCAUUUUAACCCAGUCACCACACUCGAUGACAUUCACGAACUUCGUCGGCUUACAAGAUCCAGGCUCGACGGCAUCCUUGAGCACCGGCAAGUGAAGCAUCAGACAUACAUCAUCCUAGGGCCGGGCGGCGAUCUUCAGGUGUCGGUCUUUCGUCCGUCCAUUUUGUCCCCAUCCCGCUCGGGGGAUACUCCAGCUAUUAUUUAUAUCCAUCCGGGAGGGAUGGUAGCUGGAGACCGAUUCACUGGCAUUGAGCUGAUGCUUGAACAUGUGGAACAAGAACACGUUGUUUGUAUUACGGUUGAAUAUCGCCUUGCCCCGGAGCAUCCAUAUCCGGCUGCUCUCGAGGACUGCUACAGCACACUUGAAUGGGCAAGGGACAACGCAAUCAAUCUAGGUAUCAGUCCAUCCAAGUUCAUUCUUGCCGGAAUGUCCGCUGGGGGUGGGCUUGCAGCCGGUGUUGCUCUGCUCUGUCGCGAUCGCGGGGGCCCAUCUAUUCGGGGGCAGAUUUUGAUUUCUCCCAUGCUCGAUGACCGCAAUAUCACCAUGUCCAGCCGUCAAUAUACAGAUAAAAGCCCCUGGCCACGAGAGAGCAAUGUGUUUGCGUGGAAGUGUCUUUUAAACGGCGAACAAGGAGCAGCCACUCUCCCGGUUUAUGCGGCCCCUGCGCGCGCCAGCGAUCUCUCUCUCUUACCUGCGACCUACAUUGAGUGUGGGUCGGCAGAUGUGUUUCGGGAUGAGGAUGUGACCUACGCGUCUCGCCUCUGGGAAUAUGGUGUCCAGUCCGAGUUGCAUAUCUGGCCCGGUGGUUGGCAUGCAUUCCAGAUCUACUCCCCAGAGUCGAAGUUGGCAAAAAUGGCAACGGAGACACGCUCUUCGUGGCUUCACAGACAAUUGACCGACAUGGAAGCAGACAAUGAAUAA
Aspergillus clavatus NRRL 1 is the source of this 984-nucleotide messenger RNA. Its product is annotated as alpha/beta hydrolase. The coding region runs from base 1 to 984 and encodes 327 amino acids. NCBI's taxonomy places the organism in Eukaryota, Fungi, Ascomycota, Eurotiomycetes, Eurotiales, Aspergillaceae. Gene Ontology annotation, molecular function: hydrolase activity. The transcript has a single exon. The record is from RefSeq and is a predicted model, not a curated record.